This is a messenger RNA of Salmo salar (Atlantic salmon), 2886 nucleotides long. Its product is annotated as zinc finger matrin-type protein 3. Gene Ontology annotation, molecular function: nucleic acid binding; zinc ion binding. The record is from RefSeq and is a predicted model, not a curated record. NCBI's taxonomy places the organism in Eukaryota, Metazoa, Chordata, Actinopteri, Salmoniformes, Salmonidae.
UCUAAGGGUUUGAUUAUGAUAGGCUUUAGUCUACUAAAAUGUAGGCAUUUAUUUUUUUGCAUAGUGUAUAUCCCCCACACCUCCUCUGCUCGUGACACUGAGAACUCACCCCUCCUCUUCUCUGGUGAAAGCAAGGUAGGCUGCUGGAUUCUCAGCUGGUUCGAAGUUGGCCAGUAUGCAAUGAUGGCGUUACAUGUCAACAAUAGAGAUGCUUAUUAUCAGAGUGCCGAUUAUUACAGAAAUUUGCAGCCUUUGAACUAUGGGGAUAGCAGCUAUUAUUUUUCCCGAUUACCAGGACCAGAGUCUAUGCUGAAGCCUUCACUGAGCCUAUUUGGCCAGCAGCAGCCACUGUUCCAGCCAAUGCCUCCUACACAUACCCUUGGACCCCCUCCACAGACCCUCGGACCCCCUCCACAGACGCUUGGACCCCCUCCACAGACCCUCGGACCCCCUCCACCAGUAGUAGUGACCCCGGACCGCCUCCGUUUCCCCCUCUCCAGUCCUCUGUCUGCCACACCCCCCGCUCACCUCCAGCUGGUGCAGGGGCCCCCCUGCCCUGUCCCCUGCCCUGUCCCACCUCCCACUGCCCAGGCGACCCUCAGCAGCAGGCCCCAGGAGAAAGAUGCUCAGAUCGGGACCACAGACCAGGACGCUACCUUGGAGGAGCUGUGUAAGCCUCUGUACUGCAAACUGUGCAACGUCACCCUCAACUCUGCUCAGCAGGCACAGGCCCACUACCAGGGAAAAAACCACAGUAAGAAGCUGAGAAAUUUCUAUGCAGGCAGCCAGCAGCCGCCUGCCAUCAGGAUUCCGGAGGUAAUAGAGCCACUUUCCCAGCAACCCCUCACGACUCCACCAACUGACAGUGCAACUCCCAAACAGCUGGUGUCAUUCAUGGGUGCCAGCAGGGUGAUCUUAGCCACGGAGAACGACUACUGCAAGCUGUGUGAUGCCUCGUUCAGCUCCCCUGCCGUGGCUCAGGCACACUACCAGGGCAAGAACCAUGCCAAGAGACUGCGGCUGGCUGAGGCCCAGCAGAGCAGUAGCAUCCUAGAGUCGACUGAGUGUGUCCAAAGGCGUCCGAGGAAAGAGGGGAGCGAGUACAGGUUUAUCAAGAACCGUAGGACCCCACAGGUGCCUAUUGCCGUGCCAGGCCCCUACUACAACCCCCGGCCCAGGCAGAGGAUCCCCAGGGACCUGGCCAUGUGUGUGACGCCCAGCGGCCAGUUCUACUGCUCCAUGUGCAACUCUGGGGCCAGCGAGGAGACCGACUUCCGCCUUCACCUGGAGAGCAAGCAGCACAAGAGCAAGGUGUCGGAGCAGCGCUACCGCAGCGAGAUGGAGAAUCUGGGCUACACUUAGGAGGGCAGUGCCGCAGCACAGGGGAGGAGAGGGGGUGGGGGAGGGGGAGCCAACGACUAUCUAUCAAUGCACUGUACGCUAGAGGCCAGUAGAAUGGGUAGAGACUAUGUUCUGCAGCAAACUAAAAUGUGUGGAAGAGGAUGGUACAUUUAUGUAAAUUAUAUACAUAAACCACUCUUCCACUCUUUUCCUUAAUGUGUAUAAGUUAUUGAUCUUCUGUUCCUGUUUUUGUUUGUUAAUGUAGUGUACAUAUUUGAAGGACAUUUCUAGAAAUCUUUUAAGGUGUGCACAGAAUGUCCACCUGCUGGUACACUUGUGGAUGUUUCACUCUUGCUUGAUUCUGUAUGCCUGUACUGACCCAAGCCUGUGUGUGAUUACCAUGCAUUUUGCAUCUCAGAUGAAACCAGGGAUUUGUCCAUAUUUCACGCUGAAUUUGACCCAUAGUAGGCCUACAUGAAGAACCCACCAUGCUGUGGGGUAUAUUGGUGAAGAUUUUAUCUCACAAUCGGUUUUCCUUCCCCGGUUUAAACCUUGUUAUGACUAGGGCCAGGGACAAUACCAGUAUUGCGAUACUUGUCAAUAGCUUGGCAAGGAAACAAAACAUGAAGUGGGUUAAACUUCUUUAGGAAAACAGCCCGAAUGUUGGAAAAAACAUCAUUAUGUUGUCAACCAGAGUCACAUUUAUUUAUUUCUAAGCUAUAGCACAUAAUAUUUUAUUUACGGCAGGUUUUUAAAGGACCAAAGAGUUUGGUCUGCUUUGUGUUUUCAUGUUUGCCACAGAAAAUAUAUCGCUAUACUGGUAUUUUCACAGCCCUAGUUAUUACCUGAGUUUGAGUAGCUGGACAUUUCUACACUAUAUAUACAAAAGUAUAUGGACAUCCCUUCAAAUUAGUGGAUUCAGCUAUUUCAGCCACACCCAUUGCUGACAGGUGUAUAAAAUCAAGCACACUGCAAUCUCCAUAGAAAUACAUUGGCAGUAGAAUGCCCUUACUGAAGAACUCAGAUACUUUGAACGUGGCACCAUCAUAGGAUGCCACUUUUCCAACAAGUCAGUUCGUCAAGUUUCUGCCCUGCUUGAGCUGCCCUGGUCAUCUGUAAGUGCUGUUAUUGUGAAGUGGAAACGUCUAGGAGUGACAAAAACUCAGCCGUGAAGUGGUAGGCCACACAAGCUCACAGAACGGGACCGGAAAGUGCUGAAGCGCGUACCGUGUAAAAUCCUCUUUCCUUGGUUGCGACACACUACCAGGUUUCAAACCGCAACAUCAGAACAAUAACUGUUUGUUCGGGAGCUUCAUGAAAUGGUUUUCCAUGGCCAAUCAGCCGCACACAAGCCUAAGAUCACCAUGCGCAUUGCCAAGCGUCGGCUUGAGUGGUGUAAAGCUCUCCGCCAUUGGACUCUGGAGCAGUGAAACACGUUCUCUGGAGUGAUGAAUCACGCUUCACCAUUUGGCAGUCCGACGGACAAAUCUGGGUUUGGCAGAUGCCAAUGCAUAGUGCCAACUGUAAAGUUUGGUGGAGGAGGAA